Molecule: messenger RNA, 1149 nt
Organism: Plutella xylostella (diamondback moth)
Lineage: Eukaryota; Metazoa; Arthropoda; Insecta; Lepidoptera; Plutellidae
Cellular component (GO): nucleus
Source: RefSeq, a predicted model, not a curated record
UCCCUCCCCCCGCGCCCGCACCCCUCACCUGCCCCGUACCGUGACAUUUUGCAAAUCGUCUCUGACGAUUUUUUGUGAAAAUUAAUCCUAAAAUCCGCGUUAGGGCAUGGUCGGUACAGCUGUUCUGUUAAAAACCCGUGAAUCUAUUAACGUUAUUAAGUUUUUUCGUGCCAAGUGCUUCUAAGCUAUCAAGAUUCCGUCGAUAAACCGAAGCCUACCCAGUGGGUGGCUUGUUCAGGUCUGAGGUUAAAACUAAAAUCAUGGAGGGAAAACGGGAUUCAUUCUUCUUGUCCAACAAGAAAAAGGCUGACAAGGCAAACAAAGGAACCUUUAAGAAGAAUAAAGUGGAAGGAACACAAGAAAAUUACAAGAAGGAAAAAAGACAAGACAACUUCAACAAAAACCGGCCGGGUCUUGAGCAAAAUGGAGAGGAAAAGGUGAAAAAACCAUUUGAUAAAAAGACUUAUCGCUUGAAAAAGUACAGUAAGAAGUACAAGCUUGACCAAUGGGAGGAGCAGCGUAAGAAGAAAUUGCUGCACAACUACUACAAAGAAAUCCAGAAUGAUCCCGCCAGUGGCUCUUACAAACCAAUUAACUUUGAUGAAGACCAAGUCGACAGCAAUGAAGUAGGAAAAUUCGUAAGACAUCCUGAUGCUAUCAAUAAAGUCAGCAGCGCCGAAAAUGUGGCCACCAAUGGCACUAAGCCAGUCAAAAAAGAUCCGUAUUCCAAAGCAAAGGAGCAAUUCGAAAAAAUAAAACAACAGAAAAUUGAUAAGCAAAAAGAGAUUGAGAAGGCUAAAGAAGAGAAAAAGCAGAAGAUGCAUGAAUACAAGAAGAAGAAGCAAGAACGAUUCAAGAAGUUGAGUAAGAAGACCAAGAAGGGACAGCCAGUCAUGACCGGAAGAAUGGAACUGCUGCUAGAGAAAAUACAGAAAUCUAAAUAAACUUGUAGUUAAAGACUUGUAGGCAUGAAUAAAAUUGAGAACUGAUUAGGUUAAAAUUGCUUUUUUCUUAUUUUGGUCAAUGUAAAGUUGCAUUUAUUUUUUUAACUUUAGAAGUUGAAAAGCUUUGACAGGCAUGUGCCGUUUUUGAUUGUUUUAACUUGCAUUUAUGACUGUUUUUCUCACUAUUAAAUAUGCUUAAAAGAUU